Messenger RNA from Colletotrichum higginsianum IMI 349063, 1491 nucleotides. Its product is annotated as PH domain-containing protein. NCBI's taxonomy places the organism in Eukaryota, Fungi, Ascomycota, Sordariomycetes, Glomerellales, Glomerellaceae. The record is from RefSeq and is a predicted model, not a curated record. Bases 1 to 1491 code for a protein of 496 amino acids. The transcript has 2 exons.
AUGGCCGACACCAAGACCUUACCCCAGAGGUCGGGGACCAUUAUGACCAACUCGUCUGUCCUAAGCGACGAUGCCGUUCCUGAUGUCGACCCUACGAGCACUGCCGGGCUCCUCGCAGAGCGUCUUCAAGCUUGGAAACAUGCCGUCGGAUACUUGGAGGAUUACAUGGAGGUUGUCGAGAAGAUUCACAGGGCUCAGUCCAAAGAGUACGAAAAGGCCCUGAAGGUCAUCUCCCACCCCUUGAAAGAAGGCCACCACUUCGACCAGAGCCUUGGCGGCGUCGCGGGCUACUUUGAGAACAUGCGCUCCAAUACUCAGGCGAUUAUUAACACCAAUCUCGAGACGGAAAAGAGCAUCAAGGGCUCUGUCCUCCCCAUCCUCGAGCGCCUGCACAAGGAGAUUAAGCACAAGGGCAAGGAGUUGGCACACGGCGCACAGAAAGGCGCCAAGGAGGUCGAAAAGGCCCGCAACACCACACAGAAGCACAUCGAGCUCCUCGGCCAACAGACAGCGGCUUUCGAGUCGGCCGGCGGCAAGAUGCACGGAUCUGACGACCCUUACGUAGUCCACCGAGGUGUCUUGCACAGGCUGCACAAGCAGGUCCUGGAGGAGAACAACAACCGGAACGACCUCAUUGCUGUUCAGAAUAACUUCGAGGCUUUCGAGGUUCAUGUCAUCGAAGUUGUCCAGCAAGCAAUGGAGGCCUUCAUCCAGUUGGCCGGCGGUCAGGCGGAAAAGACUCGCGCGCUCUAUUCGGACAUGCUGGGUGCGAUCCAAAGGGUCCCGGCCGACCUCGAGUGGAAGGGCUUCGUCUCCCGCAGCGGCGACCGCUUGGUCAACCCCAACGACCCCCCGCGCUCAGUCGAGUCCAUCAACUUCCCCAACAUGGACCAUUCCGCCGUCAAGCCUCUCAUUGAGGGUUCCUUGGAGCGCAAAUCGCGUAACAAGCUCUCAUGGGGCUACUCUACCGGGUACUACGUUGUCACUCCGGCCAAGUUCCUGCACGAGUUCAAGGACUCCGACAACGCCCGCGUUGAUCCCAAGCCCGAGCUGUCCAUCUAUCUGCCCGAUGCCGUGAUUGGAGCUCCCAACGGAAACAAGUUCAACGUCAAGGGCAAGGACAGGAGCAAGUCGAUCAGCUCAAAGCUCACCGGAUCCUCGGAGUUGGCUUUCCAGGCGCACACCCCUGCCGACGCACAGAAGUGGUUCGAGAUCAUCAAGAACGUUGCGGGAGCGACUGGACCUGCAGAACCCGUAUCGUCGCCCACCUCGCCGGUUAUUGGAUCCGACGAGAAGAUGCCUGCGAUUGCGCCCGUCGCGACCCCCCAGUCUGGCCAUUCGGUACAAGAGGCCGGUGUCACUGGCGCCGACCCAACCGCGAGCCCGGAGUUGCUGAGCCCGGUUGAUGGCCCAUCGUCGAGCGCCACGGCUGCUCCCGCGCCUGCACCUGCGCCUGCUACGAUGGCACCUGUGGACGAAAAGAAGGUCUAA